Messenger RNA from Aegilops tauschii subsp. strangulata, 1010 nucleotides. Its product is annotated as ferredoxin-thioredoxin reductase catalytic chain, chloroplastic. Lineage: Eukaryota; Viridiplantae; Streptophyta; Magnoliopsida; Poales; Poaceae. Gene Ontology annotation, molecular function: oxidoreductase activity, acting on iron-sulfur proteins as donors. The record is from RefSeq and is a predicted model, not a curated record.
UCCUUCCAGAGUCCAGUCUCCAGACGACACACACAGAAAUGGAGAGGUGUGUGAGGCGGAGGUGUUCCCCAUCCUCCUCUCGCCUUAUCCCUCUCUCCCCCUCCUCCUCCUCCUUUUCCCCUUCCCCGCUCGACCCACCCCACCGCGCCGGCGAUGAUGUCGAUCACCUCCACCGCCGCCGCCGGGACUCCGCUCUGCCGGCCGUCCGUCUCCAGGGGUGGACGGCGGAGCAGGUGCGCCGUCCGAGCCCAAGCGGCCGGAGACGGUGGAGCCGCCGCCGACGGGGCGUCGUCGGAGCAGAAGUCUCUGGAGAUAAUGCGCAAGUUCUCGGAGCAGUACGCCCGCCGCUCCAGCACCUUCUUCUGCUCCGACAAGUCCGUCACCGCCGUCGUCAUCAAGGGCCUUGCUGACCACAAGGAUCAACUCGGAGCACCUCUCUGCCCCUGCAGGCAUUACGACGACAAGGCCGCCGAGGCCGCGCAAGGGUUCUGGAACUGCCCGUGCGUCCCCAUGCGAGAAAGGAAGGAGUGCCAUUGCAUGCUUUUCCUUACGCCCGACAACGAUUUUGCCGGAGAGGACCAGGCCAUCAGCUUGGAGGAGAUCAAGGAGGCGACGUCCAAGUACUAACCACAUAACACUUGUUUUGCUCGAGAGGGGGCUAUAGUCAGUCGUCGUUGUCGGGACCUGUGUAUGUAGUAUCUCUGUAACAACAGGAAAUAAGAAAUGUCUGUCUGGAAUGAUGUCUGUUGUCAUCCAUCUUGAGAGAAGUUAAGGCCUGAUGGUUGCACUCCCGACUCGUCAAUGUUACGAUUUAUUGCGUGUUUGGGCUGGCGUAAAGCGUACUCCAUGAGAAGUGAAGGAAGGAUGUUGUGUGAGACGUCGUCUCUGAUGCUUCUUUUUCUUCCUGAAUGAAUGAUGUGUGGGAGGGAAGCAACAGCAACGCGCCAUUGCCCAUGUCCAUGGCACCCAACAACUCAUCUUUUCAAUGUUAUUAUUGUUAUGUCUUUUUA